Messenger RNA from Dreissena polymorpha, 1290 nucleotides. Its product is annotated as short-chain collagen C4-like. The record is from RefSeq and is a predicted model, not a curated record. Bases 217 to 1014 code for a protein of 265 amino acids. The transcript has 3 exons. NCBI's taxonomy places the organism in Eukaryota, Metazoa, Mollusca, Bivalvia, Myida, Dreissenidae.
CUGAACGGAGGAAUUUAUAGGAGAAACAGCCGCAUUAAAAAUAUUUGAAACGACGAUAAAAAAUACAUUCCUCUGCCAAAUGGUUGUUGGCGUGUUUUCUCUGUCUUUUUUCAACAAUUAAUUUUCUGAAGACGCCAAGACGACAUGUCAGGAUAUAUCCUGUAUAUAAAAGAUACCACAAAUUAACAAGAAAUUCACACAUAUUUCCAUUCUAAAAUGUUUGUAACAAGCACAGUUUGUUUCUUGGUGUUUAUGUACGUAACCUCAGUUGCGUGCAGGGCUGACCGGGAACCAGAGUGCUCCCGGUUCCAUUACGAGGAACAACUCCUUGAAAAGAUGGUCCGGAUGGAAUUUAACGUGGAGCGCCUACAGCAACAACUUGACAGUAUGUCGGAGGUAGUCGCAAAAUUGGAAGGUAUAAGAAAACAGCUAACAGACAGUACCCGAUUAACGGAGGAAGUGAAAGAUCAAGUUGGAUCCGUGUAUACCCGCUGGGGCCGAGAUUCAUGUCCUACAGGGGCUACGUUCAUCUAUGACGGAUUAGUGGCAGGUUCCCAUUAUACUCACACAGGAAGUGGCGUGAACUAUCUAUGUCUAUCCAAGGAACCAAUCUGGGCUAACGGAAGUCCAACGGCAUCUAACGUUGGUAUAAUACAUGGUUCAGAAUACGAGACCAAGUCGGCAAAUAUCUGGACGAAUCUCCAUGACAACGAUGUUCCUUGUGCAGCGUGUAGAUCCAGAGGAGCGACCAUGAUGAUCCCAGGAAGGAAUAUUUGCUACGAAGGGUGGAAACUUGAGUACUACGGAUACCUGAUGACAUCGUAUCAAAGUCACGCCGGCAGCAAAGAAUUUAUCUGCGUAGAUUCAGAGGCGACGGUUGCAGAAGGGAGCAAUUCUGGCGACCAGAACGGAGCCUUGCUGUAUUUUGUGAAGGCUGUGUGCGGUGCACUGAAGUGUCCACCGUACGACGGAAAUAAACUCAUCACGUGUGCGGUCUGUUCUCAAACUAAAUAAUCAAUACGGAGGACAUAAAACAAAAUACGAUUAUGUCAAUAUUGUUCGGUUUUAUAUGGAAAUCAUAGUCGAAUAUUGCCCCUAAAUAUAAUUGGCGUUAAUUUUACAAUUAUAAAGACAUGUUAAUAAACGCAUUUAUUGCUGUAACAAGUGGAAUGAACAAUUAUCAAACUUCAAUAUACUACUUGACAUGUAAAUGUGUCAUGUCGCAAACCAUUAUUAAUGAACAAAAAGAUGUGUACCGGUUAAAAAUAUUAUACCUUCAAAACCAAACAA